Messenger RNA from Eubalaena glacialis (North Atlantic right whale), 3039 nucleotides. It is a transcript of the gene PPM1E, whose product is annotated as protein phosphatase, Mg2+/Mn2+ dependent 1E. The record is from RefSeq and is a predicted model, not a curated record. Lineage: Eukaryota; Metazoa; Chordata; Mammalia; Artiodactyla; Balaenidae. The coding region runs from base 118 to 2376 and encodes 752 amino acids. Gene Ontology annotation, biological process: protein dephosphorylation; negative regulation of protein kinase activity. Gene Ontology annotation, molecular function: cation binding; protein serine/threonine phosphatase activity. The transcript is spliced from 7 exons.
CUCGUGCCGGUGCGGCAGUUAACCGCCCUUGCAGGAGCCCGUGGCUCGCGAACAGCCCCCUCCCCUUCCUGGGCUUCCCCCACCCACUUCCCGGUCGGCUCCGGGGCAUGAGCAGCGAUGGCCGGCUGUAGCCCCGAGGAGAAAACUUACCGGCGCUUCCUGGAGCUAUUCUUGGGCGAGUUUCGCGGACCGUGCGGCGGCGGCGAGCCCGAGCCGGAACCCGAACCCGAGUCGGAGCCCGAGCCCGAGCCCGAACUGGUAGCGGCUGAGGCGCCCGAGGCUUCGGUCGAGGAACCCGGGGAGGAGGCGGCCACUGUAGCCGCGACGGAGGAGGGGGAGCAAGAGCAGGAGCAAGACCCCGAGCCCGAGGAGGAGGUGGUGGCGGCGGAGGGCGAGGAGGAAGAGGCGGCGGCAGCCCGGGGGCAGUCGGCCGUGCCGCCGCCGCCGCCGCCGCCGCAGCCUCAGCUGCCGCCGCUGCCUCCGCUCCCGCGGCCGCUGUCGGAGCGCAUCACCCGCGAGGAGGUGGAGGGCGAGAGCCUGGACCUGUGCCUGCAGCAGCUCUACAAAUAUAACUGCCCUUCCUUUUUGGCUGCUGCUUUAGCCAGAGCCACAUCAGACGAAGUCCUUCAGAGUGAUCUUUCUGCACAUUAUAUUCCAAAGGAAACCGAUGGCACAGAAGGGACUGUGGAGAUUGAGACAGUGAAAUUGGCCCGUUCUGUCUUCAGUAAACUACACGAGAUUUGCUGCAGCUGGGUGAAAGACUUCCCUCUCCGCAGGAGACCCCAGCUUUAUUAUGAGACAUCAAUCCAUGCCAUCAAAAACAUGCGCAGGAAAAUGGAGGACAAACAUGUCUGCAUUCCUGACUUUAAUAUGCUCUUCAACCUAGAGGACCAGGAAGAACAAGCUUACUUUGCAGUGUUUGAUGGCCAUGGGGGAGUGGACGCUGCCAUUUAUGCCUCCAUUCACCUGCAUGUUAACUUAGUACGCCAGGAGAUGUUCCCCCAUGAUCCUGCUGAGGCCCUGUGCCGGGCCUUCCGGGUCACUGACGAGCGGUUUGUACAGAAGGCAGCCAGGGAGAGCUUAAGAUGCGGGACCACAGGAGUGGUGACUUUUAUCAGAGGCAACAUGCUACAUGUGGCCUGGGUAGGUGAUUCACAGGUUAUGCUUGUGAGAAAGGGCCAAGCUGUUGAACUAAUGAAGCCACACAAACCGGACAGAGAGGAUGAAAAGCAGCGAAUUGAGGCCCUUGGAGGUUGUGUAGUCUGGUUUGGUGCCUGGAGGGUGAAUGGAAGUCUGUCGGUCUCCAGAGCUAUUGGAGAUGCUGAACAUAAGCCAUAUAUCUGUGGGGAUGCAGAUUCUGCCUCUACUGUUUUGGAUGGAACUGAAGACUACCUCAUUCUGGCCUGCGAUGGCUUCUAUGACACCGUGAACCCUGAUGAGGCAGUGAAAGUUGUUUCUGACCACUUGAAGGAGAAUAAUGGAGACAGCAGCAUGGUUGCCCACAAAUUAGUGGCAUCAGCUCGUGAUGCUGGGUCAAGUGAUAACAUCACUGUUAUUGUGGUGUUCCUGAGGGACAUGAACAAAGCUGUAAAUGUUAGUGAGGAAUCAGAUUGGACAGAGAACUCUUUUCAAGGAGGGCAAGAAGAUGGUGGGGAUGAUAAGGAGAAUCAUGGAGAGUGCAAACGCCCUUGGCCUCAGCACCAGUGCUCAGCACCAGCCGAUCUAGGCUAUGAUGGGCGUGUGGAUUCAUUCACUGAUAGAACUAGCCUGAGCCCAGGGUCCCAAAUCAACGUGCUGGAAGACCCAGGCUACCUAGAUCUCACACAAAUAGAAGCAAGCAAACCUCACAGUGCCCAGUUUUUGCCACCAGUUGAGAUGUUUGGUCCUGGUGCACCAAAGAAAGCAAAUCUUAUUAAUGAGCUAAUAAUGGAGAAAAAAUCAGUUCAAUCAUCAUUGCCUGAACGGAGUGGUGCUGGAGAGUUUCCCUCUUCUUUUAAUUUGGGUUCAGCAGGGCAGCAGAUAUGCAGAAUGGAGAGCUUGUCUCCUGUUUGUUCUAGGUUGGAAAAUGAACAGUUCAAGUUCCUGGGAAAGAGAGUUUCUAGAUUGUCUCGUUUACACUACCACUACUCAAAGAGGCGGCACGGAUUCAGGUUUAAUCCAAAGUUUUAUUCUUUUCUCUCUGCUCGAGAGCCUUCCCACAAAACAGGCACUAGCCUGUCCUCACUUAUUCGAAGUGGGAAGAGAAAUAGGAUGCUAAGAAGUUCUCUGCCAUGGAGACAAAAUAGUUGGAAAGGGUACAGUGAAAACAUGAUGGGGAAGCUUAAAAAGAGUAAUGCUAUUCCAUACCCAGCUCUUCCCUGGAGCUUUAAAAUAUAAUAAAUAACUUUCUCUUUAAAGUAGGCUAGCUAGCUCUCCCCCAAUAAAAGCAUCACUAUCAGAGUAGAAACAAGGUAGACAUUUCUGAAAUAUUGUGUGCUUCAUUAUGAUGAGCCAUGGAUGGCUCAACUCUUAAAUGUAAAUAGAUCUCUAGGAAACUCACUACAGUGUUUUCAAUCUAAUAAAAAAGUACUGGCGGUUUCACUAGGAAAAUUAUACACCUGGUCCCAGUGACGUGUCUCUGUACCUACGUACCACCCCCACCCCAUGACCCGUUCACGUCACUAGUGGAAGCUUGCGAGUUGGUUAUUUCAGUCAGGAGAUAUAGUGUUGAAAUCUCACGGCAGGUGAAAUCUGUUCUGAUGUGCCUAAUAUAUCUCUGGAAAACUUAAUGCAGAAUUAGAUCUAGUUGGGGAAUGUUCCUCAAAAGACUGGGGACUAUGAGGGAAAGCCCCUCCCCUUUUUUUGGUAGGUAAAAGGCUAAAAGCCACAUGGGUUUUAACUGGUAACAAUGGAAGUAGAAAACUAGUGUAAAAAUGUCAUAUUCUCAGACUUGUGAGGUGGUAUAUAGUCAAACAGAUUCACUAAUUUUUUCCUGUAACAUAAAAGACCAACAAUGAAAAUUGUUUGAAUUAAAAAGUAUUUCCUAGGGCUGUAGCUAUU